UACCAGCGAUGGCCAGAAUUGUGCUGUAGCUCUGAACUCACAGCUCCUCCUCCCCUGGCCCAUGAGAAUUUGAGCUGGAGAGCCAGCAUGCCCUGGUAAGUGGAAGUCCUACCACUUCAAGACAUGGAGUCAUCUUACCCUUUUGGAGUGAUCCUUGCUGUCCUGGCCUUCCUUAUCAUUGCUGCUAAUGCACUAGUGGCUGUGGCUGUGCUUUUGUUGAUCCAGAAGAAUGAUAGUGUCAGUCUCUGCUUCACCUUGAAUCUGGCUGUGGCUGACACUUUGAUUGGUGUGGCCAUCUCUGGCCUAGUCACAGACCAGCUCUCCAGCUCUGUUCGGCCCACACAGAAGACCCUGUGCAGCCUUCGGAUGGCGUUUGUCACUUCCUCCGCAGCUGCCUCUGUCCUCACAGUCAUGCUCAUUGCCUUUGACAGGUACCUUGCCAUCAAGCAGCCCUUCCGCUACUACCAGAUCAUGAGUGGGCUCGUGGCUGGGGCCUGCAUUGCUGGGCUGUGGCUGGUGUCUUACCUCAUUGGCUUCCUCCCACUCGGAGUUCCCAUGUUCCAGGAGACCAACUACCAUGGGUCUUGCAGCUUCUUUGCUGUGUUUCACCCUCGCUUUGUGCUGACCCUCUCCUGCGUGGGCUUCUUUCCAGCCCUGCUCCUCUUUGUCUUCUUCUACUGCGACAUGCUCAAGAUUGCCUCUGUGCACAGCCAGAAGAUCCGAAAGAUGGAGCAUGCAGGAGCCAUGGCUGGAGCUUACCGGCCCCCUCGGACUCCCAGCGACUUCAAGGCUAUCCGCACGGUAUCUGUUCUCAUCGGGAGCUUCACUCUGUCCUGGGCCCCUUUCCUUAUCACUGGCAUUGUGCGGGCAGCCUGCCAGGAAUGCUACCUUUACCCAGUGCUGGAGCAGUACCUGUGGCUGCUCAGUGUGGGCAACUCUCUGCUCAACCCACUCAUCUAUGCCUACUGGCAGAAGGAGGUGCGACAGCAGCUCUACCACAUGGCCCUGGGAGUGAAGAAGGGGCUCACCUCAAUCCUCUGCCUCCUCUCAGCCAGGAAUGGUGGCCCAGAGAGGCAUGGGGAGAGUUCCUGUCACAUCGUCACUAUCUCCAACUCAGAGCUUGAUGGCUAAGACAGCAAGGGCACAGAAGUUUCCAAGUGCCUUUCUCUGAGCCCCAGCUAGAUCAGAUGAAGCUAAGGGAGUAAGACC
Molecule: messenger RNA, 1209 nt
Organism: Carlito syrichta (Philippine tarsier)
Lineage: Eukaryota; Metazoa; Chordata; Mammalia; Primates; Tarsiidae
Gene: GPR119
Product: G protein-coupled receptor 119
Exons: 1
Coding region: 124-1131 (335 amino acids)
Biological process (GO): regulation of metabolic process; adenylate cyclase-activating G protein-coupled receptor signaling pathway
Cellular component (GO): membrane
Molecular function (GO): phosphatidylcholine binding; G protein-coupled receptor activity
Source: RefSeq, a predicted model, not a curated record